GCUUACUGUUUAUGUGUAAUAGGAGUGUAUUUGAGUUAAAACUUCACUUUCAACCGACACUUCCGGGUCCGUUCUGACCUGCUAUUGGCUGAGACUUCAUUUGUACCUUCCCAUGGCGGCGAUGCGGGGAAUUUAAACAUGGCUGAAGCGGGACGUGAUAGUGAUGUUGAGAUUAUUGCACUGAAUCGAACAAUCCCACCUUCCAAACGAAGGCGUAUCCUCGAACCUUCAGCCAUCACGCCUGCGCCCAUUUACUUCAAUAAGGUCACCAGGAGCCGUCAAAAUAAACCAACCUUCUUCGCAAAAAAAAAGUGCACAGAUGUCAUUGAAGAAGUCAGGCAGUGGCCUUCAUCUCUGUCCAGGAGUAAAAACAAGCCAUUCAGCAUAAACCUGAGUGACUCUGAUGAGGAACCAAGACCAGAUCAACCUCAAUAUCUCAACCAGAAACUGGAUGCACUGAGCUCACUCCUGUGUUUAUCACCCAAAAGACCUGAAGAUAUUCUAGACUUCAGUGUCUGUUCCUCUGGAAAAAACAACUGCAAUGAUGGCAAGGAUGACAUUAUAAUCGUUUCCUCUGAGGAUAAACAAAAAAGACACCCAGCCAAACCUAAGUGCAGAAAACGCACCCAAGAAAUCUUACUGAAAUUUCGCUGGCAACAGGAAAUGCACAAAGUUUCAGUGCUUUCAACAGAUCCUCUGAGCAAGGCUGUAGCUCAGUUAUCUGUCAAACUUAAAGUCCCACCCUCUAAAAUACUGCUAUUGAGGAAUGCUGCUAAGCUUCCUGUGCACUCCACAAUCACACAGUUAGAUCUGGGCACUGCAGACAUCAUAGACUGUCUUUUGAUAACUGACAACAAAGAAGAUGAAAGCAGCUGUGAUGUCAUCACCGUGCGACUGCAGGGCAAAGAAAAGGGAUCUGCAAAGGAAUAUUCCUUACAUAAGAAUGCUCCUCUGGGUUCCGUCCUGUCUCAGUACACUAAAGGUCUGUCUGCUGUUUCUAAGCACAGGGUCAAAUUUCUCUUCGAUGGGUUAAAGGUGAAACUCCAUCAGACACCUUCACAGCUGGAUAUGGAGGAUGGUGAUGUAAUUGAUGUCUGGGCCUAAUUUUUACAACAGUGUUGUUUCAUAUCAGUUGCCUCAUUUGCCUUUAUAUAAUUAUUGAGGUUUAGAUUUGAGUAUGUUUGUGUAGAUAAUGCUGUCUAAUUUAAAAUCUACAUAUUUAUUCAUUUUAUAAUCGUGUGUAUAGUUAGUUUUUUUAGUUUUUUUUAGUGACUAAUAAAAGACUUGCUGUAAUACAUUGUCUUGUUGAAUCGGUCUGUGUUAACUGAAAUUAAGCAAAAGUAUAAGUACUUUUGGAAGGGCAAAAAAGGUGUGCAGUUUAAAAUGAUCACUGACUGGGUUGAUUAUCUAUUUGAUGAAUGAUUUGAUAUGCUAAUUUGUCCGAUUAAAUGUUUUGUUUUAGAAGUUACUCUAACUCAAUCAGAGAAAACAUUACAAAUUAGGAUUAAAUCUUUAAAAACAAAUAUAUAUAUUCACCAGGCCAUCCCAAAUCUUUUGCCAUCUACAGCCUAGAUUCAUUUUAUGCAUAUAUCUGAAUAUAUAAAUAUUAAACUAUUUAUUAGAGACCUAGUUUUACAAAUUAGGCCCCUUGUUAUUGUCAAAAAUUGUUAUUGUCAUGCUUCUGUGUGUCAUCGUCAAUUAAUCAUGUGAUUUGUAUUUGCGUCUACACCUCAAUUGUUGAGUCUAUACUCGGCUCUUCCAUCACCAUUUGGUACUCUGCUAUACCAUUUGGUAUGUUGCAGCCGAUUACCUUCUCAGCAGAUAACCGGCUGCAAUCUACCACCUCUUCAGGAUCUGUACACUUCCAGGACCCCGAAUAGGGCAGUUAAGAUUGUGGCUGACCCUUCUCAUCCUGGGCAAAAUCUCUUUGAUGCACUUCUAUUUUGCGGAAGGCUGCGGUCUAUAAACAACUUUUGCUUCUGUUUCUUUACAUCUGCAACUGGCCUAAUCAACAACAUCCAGGACCCAGCAUGGUCUGUUAUUCACCUUUUGUACCUUAAUAAACUACCCUACCACUUCUCAGACACAUCACAUUAAACAUUCACAAAUCUGA
Molecule: messenger RNA, 2113 nt
Organism: Tachysurus fulvidraco (yellow catfish)
Lineage: Eukaryota; Metazoa; Chordata; Actinopteri; Siluriformes; Bagridae
Gene: nfatc2ip
Product: nuclear factor of activated T cells 2 interacting protein
Exons: 8
Coding region: 139-1104 (321 amino acids)
Biological process (GO): cytokine production; positive regulation of transcription by RNA polymerase II
Source: RefSeq, a predicted model, not a curated record